Molecule: messenger RNA, 11950 nt
Organism: Epinephelus fuscoguttatus (brown-marbled grouper)
Lineage: Eukaryota; Metazoa; Chordata; Actinopteri; Perciformes; Serranidae
Gene: tasor2
Product: transcription activation suppressor family member 2
Exons: 22
Coding region: 391-9582 (3063 amino acids)
Biological process (GO): negative regulation of gene expression, epigenetic
Cellular component (GO): nucleoplasm
Source: RefSeq, a predicted model, not a curated record
CACCACCAGUUUGGUGUAGACUUUCAAGAUGGAUGCUUUUGCGUCGAUAGGUUUCUGUUUCUUUUUCGAAACGGACUCUACAUGCGGCGAUCCCCCCCACACGAACACUGAGGAUAUGUAUUCACAUUAACGGAUUUACCACCCGUGAAACGAUAAAAGUGGAUUUAAGUGGAUAUUUUUGUGCCUACGUGUUCGGACUGUCGCUUAUUUUGUAACUUCCUGGUUGUCGCAUUAAUAUGUCUGUUGAAACUGCGGCGAGAGCUCAAGUUACGAAAGGUUUUCUGGACCCAGGAUACAUGGGACUUUAUUAUUCUGUUAUGUUUAAAACCAGACACAGCUGUUUCCACGGAAGGGCAAAGGGAAAACGACAGAUUUCAUAAGUGCUCAGCAAUGGAAAGUGGGAAUGGUGGUGCCUCGAGUAAAGGUGUUUUAGUACCUGUCUCAGAAACUUCUGUCGUCUUUCAAAACAACAUUUUGGCUCCACUCAAAAGUGCGUACUUGUAUGAGGAGUCAAAGCAGUCUUUCAGAUACAAGUCUGCUGUCCUGGUAAAGAAUCCAGCACUGGAAGAAAAGUAUUAUGCUUUCCGAGAAAAUAGAAGAAAAGCAGGAUACUCAGACGAGGACCUGAAGGAGUCCUAUGGGUUUUUGCUGUUUGAUGAUGUCAACAAGGCUAAUGCGCUUGGAGAAACCGGUGUGCUUACUGGAAACAGCACAUGUACGACGCUGGGAGAUCCUUCACAUGGUGUUUACAUAUCAAUGUACUCUGACUGUUUGGAUCAAAAUCGCUGGUAUCAUGGAAAAUCUGGAUACAUUGCCAUCAUCAGGCUGACAAAGGGUAGAGUUAAAAAGGUUAUAGAGAACUACACCCAGAAUUUCACCGUGCCCACUGUGGGGUUUGACUGUCAUGUGUCAGAACAGUUGCCUUCAGUGUCUGCCAAUACCAGCUCCUUUCUUGCCUUCGAGAGAACCCAGUAUUACAUGUAUGAGCGGCUAGAUAAUGAAAGCAAGGCAACGAUUCAGUCUCCCAGCGCUGCCUGUCCUUUUGCCAUUGUAUCAUUUUCAUAUACGGAUACCAAAGCAACUUUUGCUGCACCACAGGAGAAAAGUGAGAAGAAAAAACUUGUUCUUCAUUACUUCCCAUGGAAGGGUCAGCUUCAAAUAGGCACCCAGUUCUAUGAUGUUGGGCUGAGGUCUACAGCAGGGGCCUUGAUCCCUGCAGAACUGCCACCAGUGGUGAAAAUUGACAGAGCCAUUUCCAUGGUAGAUCUGAGAAAGCUGUUGCCAAGGGCUGUCUUUGAAACCUGCUACUCUGGUGAAGUCUUUCUGGAUGGCUUGUACUGCACCCUGUGUGAGCUGGUUUCUUUCGAGGCAGAAGAAACCAAAUCACUCUCUCUGCUUCUGCGGGAGAUCAAGGAGAAAGAUCUUGCUCUCACCAUUCAGCUGAAUGAUGGUGGUUUUCUUAUCCUGUUGCACUCAUCCCAUUUCCUCACAUAUGAUGAUACUGGGUCCAGUACUGAUGUCCUGCAAGGCAUGUUUGUGUUUCCAGUCUCACAAGUUAUACAAAGAGGCACAAAAUCUGAACAGAAAAGGCCUGCCAUGUCAUCUGAAAUCCUGCGGGUUCUACCAGUACUAAGUUAUGCAGAGGGUGAGGUUGAGAAAAACCCCAUUUAUCCAGAUGAAGAGCUGUGUGAAGUCUUGGCGCAGCAUAUGCAGAGUUACGCAGCUCUGAUAAAUCCUGGGUUGGCAAGUCCCUCAAGGGAAAUCAGCAUGUUUCCAGAUCAGUAUGAUGUGCUGGAUGCUCACAAGCACCUCUAUUCUUCCCCAGAGUGGACUAACAGAGCAUGGCAGAGCUUCAGGUCAUACCUGAGCAAGCCAGUCUCUUUUCAACUGCCAGUGUCAAAGGCUUCUGAAAUCCUGGCAGCCGGACAAGAGGAGCGAAUGGAAGACCUUGAUGAUGAUGUCUACAUCUGUCUGUCGUCUCCUGAGGAGGCACCAGCCAAUCCUGUUAGUAUGGAGUUAGAAGACAAGCUGACAGGUCAGAGAUCUCCUGUAAACAUUGAAACAUCAGUGGACAGUGGUAUAACAAGUGUUGAGGCACAAGAAGACAUCACACCUGUGUCCAAGAAUGUUAUACCAGAUGAUUUGCAAGAUGGUGCAAUAUCUGUGCACAAUGGUAUAACAAGUGCUGAAGCACAAGUAGACGUAACACCUUUGCCCGAGAAUGUUAUACCAGAUGAUUUGCAAGAUGGUACAACAUCUGUGGACAGGGAUAUAACAAGUGCUGAAGCACAAAAAGACUUAACACCUGCACCUCAGAAUGUUGAACCAGAUGAUUUGCAAGCUGGAGAUGUUAGAAAAGACACUGGCAAAUCUGAUCUGACUGUGCUGAUCACAACGGAUAAGGGGGCAAGAAAUCUUCUGAUUCCCCCUACAUCAGAUGACCUUCCUGCAGAGCUGAUUGUCAGCAUCACUUCGGCAGAACGAACUGUCACUGAUGAGAGUAUAAGUAUGAUCAGUACGGUGUCUGCAACAAAGCAUAAUGACUUUCAGCUUUCUGGUGUUCCAGCGGCCAAAUUGCAAACGGCAGAAGUGAACUCUCUGAAUGAUGACACUGUUACAACCAAAAAGGUUUUGGACUGCCCUGAGGUCACCAAUCUCACAAAAACAAAACGGAGGAAAUUACGCAGGGGUUAUUACAGAAGUCGGAAGAAAGUAUCAAAAGUUUGCCUUGAGACUCCCAGUUUGAAAAAAUUCAAAACACCAGUGGAGUAUGACAACUUGAACAGUCAGUUGGAAGGCCAGGCCAAGGAAUCAUCAGCCCAACAAGAGUUGAGUAAUCCCUCAGAUAUUGGUAGAAGGAAAAUACAAAGCGGAAGGCGCAUAUUUGGAAAAUCAUUGUCAAAAAAUGUUGGUUUAGCAGUACCAGAGGAGAAAAAAUCUGACGCGGGAAAGCAGACUUUGGAAAACACCAUUUUAAUGGAACUUGCAGCUUGUCCUCUGAGAAAAAAAAUGGAACGCUGGGACUUGAAGCCGAUCAUCAGUGAAUGUGGAAGAAUCUUGGUUCCCCAUGGUUCUGCAGAUAUUGCUGAUCAAAUUAAGUCUUUAAAGGAUAAGCUUCAGCCUAAAAAAGAUGAAGAGUGCCAAAGUAAAAUGUCGAUCAGUGCUUCAGAGAAUGCUCAUUGCGCAGUCAAAAUGGAGUACAAGUCUAGCACAGCUCCAGAGACAGCAGUGGAUGAAACAGAGGCCACAACAUCUAAGGAUAGAGGGAACUGUCUUCAAAAUGGCAGUGAUGUCAAUUCUGAACACAGCAUUGUGAGACCGUCAGAUGAUGGCAAUGGUUCAUUGACUUUGAAUCAAGAGAGUAGUGUGCAUUCUUCAAAGACUGAUGGCACAUCAACUCCUUCCUCAGAAGCAGUUCAGGAAAAACGCACUGAUACCCUCUCCCCAGCAAAGUGUGCUACAAAAGGUGAAUUUUUGUUAAGUAAAUUGAAAUCAGUUCUUCUAAGAGGAAAGAGAAAAACUGAUAACCUUGCAUCAGAGGAAAGACCUGCAGAUACUGCCAAAGACACUGAGCCUUGUCUGAAGAAGUGCAAAAUUGACUCAGAUACUGGGAUGCUGAAGACUAAUUAUGCAAUUACAAGUGUCCAGGAUACCAAUGUGUAUGUCAAGGAAGUUUCAAAGAUGCUGUCAGUUGACCCUCUUUUUGCAUAUGCCCUUGGCCUUACCCCUAAAGCGACACCAGAUAGAAUACAGAAAACUGAAGGUCAGGACACUCAACAAAGGAAAGACUCAUCAGAUACACAAGAGCAAACCAUUCUAGACAAACAACCUCAAAUCAUACAAAGGCCUCCUUCAAUCUUUCCAAGAAGGGGAAGGAUUAAAAUGCUAAAAAAGCAUCAAGGCAUCUCUACAGAAUAUGUUAGAAAGAAAUGGUGGUUGCAUUUUCAAACCCCAGCUUGUUUUGCCAGUGAAAAACUCAAAUACAAAGAGUGUACUAGGGAUAAUUCUAUCAGGAAGACUGAUAAGGAAAAAAUGAACAGUGCUUGCUCAUCUACAGAUGCUUUGAACUUACUUGCUGACUUGGCACUCAGUGCCAGUAAUGACCAGGUUCCACCACAACCAGACCCAGCACUUGAGAGAAAACCUGAGACAAGUUUGAAGAAAAGUGACCUUACAAACGAUGUUACCAGUGCUGAACAAGAGUCAGUCCUUCAUGCUCUGCUUAGACAGCCUGCUGCUAGACCCAUGCAGCCUCUUGAGUCUCCUCCACCAAGCCAUCUAAUGGGAGGCAGUGAAUUGGUUGGUUUGAUAUCUAAAGAACAUGCUUACUCAUUGCCCCCAUCUUCCUCUCUACUGUUGGGUUUGCCAGGUACACCAUUCCAGGUAUCCCCUUUAAGUGGUUCUACAAGACUGCUGCACCAUCACCAGACAAUGUAUGGCGAUGGAAUUAAUACACUACACCCCUCUAUCAGCCAGGAUGAUAGAAGUGAACAAAACCACAGGACUCCAGAAUACCUGAAAAGACACAUGGGGCACAGAAGAAAGUUCAGACAAUCCCGUACCUUUGUUAGCAAGGAUGGAUCUAUCCAAGUCACAAAGCAGUGGAAAGAAAACUAUGACUUCAAUCUAGACAGCAAGUUUACAAGUGACUCAAAGGAUAAAACCAUUGUCCGAGCCUUGCAUGGCCCAUGGGAUUUCUCAAUGCAAGACACCAGUGAAGAGGUCCGGCUUAUCGUCCACAUGUGGAUAGGUCUGUUCUACAGCAGAUCAACAGCCAGACUCUUUCAUGUUGACUCGAACUCAUGUUCAGAAGAGAGAGAUUCUUUGGAAUUGUCCAAUGGAAUGGUAUCAGCCCCGGCUCAGUCUGAGCUCAAGGCCAGUUCGUUUGCUCCUUUCCCGAGUGUAACAGACACUUCAGACCCUUCAUUUUCAAAAGCUUUGGACCUCAGCAAAAAGGAUGACUCUGUCUUGGACCAAGGACCUCUAAUUUUAGACUUGUCAAUGAAAAACUCCAAGUCAGAGAUUGUCACUUCAGAUCCACAAUUCAACAGAAAAGACACUUCUGUGUCCGGUGAUGGGAAAGAAGCUAGUGAAACGUUGAACACAUCCAAGUCAUCUGUGGGACUACCGGAGGCAAGCACAAUGCAGUGUUACAAAAAGACGGUGCACUCUACAGAGAUUAUCAGUGAGGGGAAUGAUGUCAGAAGCACCUUUGAGGAUAAGAGGACUUGUACCCCUUCUCAAAAAGCUGGGAGUCUGGACAACACAGAUGUACCAUCUUGUAAAGGAACAUUCAUUCUUGAACAAGAGGAAAUUAAAAGUGCAUCCAGUCAGCAAGAAAAUGAUCAGACAGGCCCAGGAAGUGGCCACAUGUCAUGUGAAUGCAACGAUAAGCCUGUUGGAAUUGAAAAUUCAGAACAUACAGCUAAAAGCAUAGUGCAAAAACAAGAAAGGAGUUCAUCCAAAUCUGUGACAGAUGAAGAAGUAGACUCCAAAAAGGAAGCAGACGAUGUGGUCCAUGCUGUUGAGCAUGAUAAAAUUGAUUCCAAAGAGGGGGGAAACUUGGAAGUGAAAGAAAAGCCAUGGCAAGAAGACAAUGUAGAAUCUUCUCCAACAGUUGUUGAUACAGGUGAUGAUUCAACAAACACAGAAUCCGGUGUACUCUGCAAAGGUCCUCUGGAAAAUGAGAAGCAGUUAUCUCAGGAGAAACCUACAGCAGUUUCCCCAGGCAAGGUUGAAAAUGUAAAUGAAGAUGAGGGUUGUUCUGAAGUAAACACAGGUAAAGUGAUGGAAGAUGAAAAUCACCUUGGAAAAGAAGACAGACUUGAUGAGAAAGACAGAUGUGAUUCACCUGCAAAAGCUGACAGUGAUCUGAGUGAUCAGCCAGUACCUAUGAUGUGUGAUGGCCCAGACUCAGUAAAGGAUGGCAUCAUAGAGUGUUAUCACAAACCACCAUUGGAUGAGGAACCACCUCAAGUCAACAGCGAAGAAGAUGCUUGCCAUGAUUUACAGUUGAGACAGCUUUGUGCAACCAGCAGUGCGAUGACAGACGAACAAGCCAUUUCAGAAAAAUCUCUUGAAGAAUCCUUAAAAAAGGAGCCUAUUGCAACCAGCAGUGCGAUGACAGACGAACAAGCCAUUUCAGAAAAAUCUCCUGAAGAAUCCUUAAAAAUGGAGCCUAUUGCUAAAGAAACUGCAGUUGAGGAACAUUUGGAAAAAGAUGUUUGUUUGGCAGAUAAGACAAUUCAAACGGCAGCAUUAGCUAUGUCUGAUGAGAACAACUGUUCAUUAGAUGGCUCUAACUCAGCUGGGCUUAUUCCCCAGACAAAUGACAGUGUUGAAACAGGAAGCCAAAUCAAAGUAAUGGAAAACUUCAGUCUAAGUUGUGAUGACCAUGAAGAUGGGGAUACCCAAUCAUUUGAAGGAGAGCAAAAGGUUGAUAAUGUAACUGAGAAAGAGCUGUUUCAUCAUCAGUCUCAUUCACUUCACAGUGAAGCCAAAGUGACACUAUUUCAAGAAACAGAUCUCAAACAGAUUGACAAAAUAAAUGAUGGAUUGGAAAAGAUCAAUGGUCGGGUUGUAAUUCCAUUUAUUGGAAUAGACACCUCUGAAGACAAUACAGUACAACCACAUGGCUCACCCUCACCAGGCAAGGUUGAAGAAGUUGUUCAGGGCCAGGAAGAAAUACCAUUUAUCAGUGGAACUAACUACCCUGAAACUGUCCUACCCACAGAGGUGUGCGGUACAUUUCAAAUGUACAGUAAAAAGGCAGAAUUACCUGCUGGCAGAACAUCACUAUCACUUCUUCAUGGAAGUGAAAACAACCAGCUGGUGGUUUCGGAAAAUGAAUAUGACGACCGGUGUUCUACCCCAACUAUGGAUGAGAAACCAUAUGAGUACUUACCUUGCUCUGGCCCUAGUGCUAGUGCUUCUGAUUUUAGUGGUGGUGAAACCACUGGAAACAAGGCUCAUAAACCUCUUGAUAUAGGGCUGACAUCUCAAAAGGAUGAGAUGUUACUUGAGAACAAACUUUGUCACAAGUCUACAGUAAACAGUGAUGCCACACCUCAUUGCGAUCUUCACCCUGAUCUUGAGCUAAGGACUCUAAGAGUUCUGCAAAGUAUAGACAAGUACCUCCCCAAAUCAAGCCACACUGACAAAACUAGCCAAAUUGAGACAGCUGAUAUGAAACACUCUAUUGAUCAAACCCCUAAUCCUACGAGCAAGUGCAUACCCCCUUGCUUAGCCCUAAGACACACCUCAGCUGAUGUCAACAACCAGAAAAUAAGCAAUACAAAGCCAGCAAUGGGGGCAGCCCCUACCUCACAAGAACUGCAGACAGAAUCAACAGGUCACUUUCUCAUAUCACCUUUCAAAAGAAACUUAGAGGAAGUACUUGGUGUUAAGUUGCAGUUUAAGAAAACAGACUCAUCAGUUCCUCAACACUAUUUUGAAAGAACAGAUAAAUUACAGGAAGCCUCGGUAGGGCAAGAUUAUUGUCAUCCCUACAGAUCCGUUCCCUCUACUGAGAGUUUGCAAGCUAUUAAACCAAACAUCAUUGACCAAGAUAAGCAUAAGACAACAUCACAGACCAAUAUAAGUCAUGAAUCACAUUCGUACAGUCAGCGUCCUGUCAUGGCAGUAAAACCAUCUAAGAGUGAUGAAAGUCAAGCAGACAGCAUCUCUAUAGACAGACUGAUUGAAAAAGCUGCAAUGUCACAUUUCUUCAGAAAUAAACAGGUUAAAACCCCUGUAGUCACACACACCACACCCACUACAAUGCUCUUGGAGAAAAAGACAGAGAAACACAAGAGAAACUCUGAAAGACUAAAUGAUGACAAGCAAGAGACAAGUGAGCAUUCUUCAAUGAGCAGCUGGUUAUCAAAUGUCAGUGACAGUAAGUCUUACUCAGAUAAAGCUCAAUCUGUAUGUCUAGAUCCUUUCUACCAGCACCAAGGAAGGGGCAAUUCAAAAUUCAACAAAAUGCCUUCAUCAUCUCUCCCUGUGCAGUCUUUUGAAUCUGCAGGAAGUUCCUCUAAACAUGUUGAUGGAAACCAAGGUUUCAUGACCUACAGUUUAGUUGAGAAAUUUGGGCAAACAACUAAAGAGGGCAUUGCAGUGGAUCAAAUAGGAUGCUCAGACACAUCGACUUCACGUGCGGAUUACAAAGAUGGUGGCAUGAUGGAUGACAGUCUCCUCCUCGACCCUCAAAGCUCACUCAUGUGUACGGUCUAUAACACCAGCCGGAAGAGACCUUAUUCUUUUCUUGAGCAAGUCUCUCGGAGGUGCCUACAAGAUGACAUCACUGAGGCAUCAAUGGAACAGGAGUGCCUUAUCUUCUCAGAACAAAUGAGACAGCUUUUGAAAAGAAGUAAGAGGGGACCCACCAUGGACACACAUGACAAAUUGCACUUGUCUUGUGCCAGUCCUGUGACUGUGCAGUUUUCUAGUCUAGAAGAGCAGGAGGAUGCAGUGGAACACUUGAACGCACACUUGGAUCCACUGUCAGUUGUUGGACAAAAAAUCAAGGUAGACAUGUCAGACAGGAAACACCUGGCAGACACCACAAAGGAAGAAAAGACUUUUUACUCUAAAAAAACAUCUCAAGGAACAGGGAACCCAAUGGAACAUGCUGGGAUAUCUUGCGUGACCUCAGAGUGUGCCAGGCUGUAUGAGGCAAAGAUGAAUGAUGUUUGUGCUGUCAAAAAGGUUCCAUCCACACCCAAGCACUUCAAGAUGGAUCGAGGUUACCUGAAGACUGAAUCAAGUAACCAUUUUGACUUCUGUGAUCAAAUGAAGAGGGAGAUGGAUGAGAGUUUCCGCAGUAAACUGAAUUCAGUUGUGAAGAAAUCCUGUAAAACAAAGUACAGAUUCUACAUAUUAGUGACAUCAGAUGAUCCCUUCUUUGAGGAAACGAAGGCACAGUUAGAAGCAGAGGGCCACACAGCUGUACAGCCAUCCGAGUUCUUCCUUAGUGAGGAUAGUGCUUCAUCUCUACUCAUCAUUCUCAGGAAUGAAGACAUUGCAGAGCACAUUUGUGAGGUCCCGCGUUUGCUCGAGCUGAAGAAUACACCAGGUGUGCAGUUUGCUGGAAUUGACGAACCAGAUGAUGUUGUGAAUCUGACCCAUCAGGAGCUGUUCACCAGGGGUGGCUUUAUAAUGCUCGACAGAGCAGCACUGGAGCCCCUCAGCCUUUGCAACAUGCAAAAAAUGGCAGAAAUCUUGAAAGAACUAAGCAGAACGGGGAAGUGGAAAUGGAUGUUGCACUACAGAGACAGCCGUAGACUGAAGGAAAAUGCAAGGUUGAGUGCAGAGGCAAAAGAGAAGAAGCAGUUCCUUAACUGGUGCCAAGAAGCUGGAAUUAUGGAGGUCAUGCCGUACCAUGAGUGUGACCUCACGUCAAGAGAUCGGCCCGACUAUCUGACAUGUUUGGUCCGUUUGCAGGUCCAGAACAUAUCAGCCCGUUACCCUGUUUUUAUAACUGAUUCAACAACUGACAGCACGUUCGGAAGGAAUGGAAUUUUAACAAUGACUUUCAGCUCUUUCCUGAUGUGUUCUCCAAGCGAAACAUUUACAGCCUGAGCUGGAAAGGGUCUGAUGGACACAUUUAAGUUGUGCAAAUUCAAGAACACAACAAUGAGAACACUCACUGAAUGUGAGGAGAAACUAGAGAUUUACCCACAAUUUCAAAAAUACUACAUUUAAAGGAAUACUUCACUUGCAAAUGACCAUUUGUGUAACGGUCACUCACCGUGUUACCUUGACUUUGUGGAGAAAACUGGUCUUCUUGCAUGUCUCCAUCGUGAAUGGAGAAUCCAAAACAGGUGAACAUACUUCAUGAGUUGAAGUAAAGAGGGACCACUUUUAACAACAGCAAGACUAUAUCAAAACAUUUGCUGACAAACUCUCACACAACUCCUGCAUUAUAAUUCAAGUCUCAUUCGUCCUGUCAUUUGCUCAGUGCUCCCCACACACAUGCAUAUUCACUAAAUUAUGAUUUAAAACAAGUUAGUACAAACAGUCUCAUUCACGGCUGAGUAGCAUGCCUGGAUAUGCUCAUGCAUUUGAACUCUGAUAUACACACGUAUGCUCAGGCCAAGAGAAAACCUGCUGUGCUGAAAAAUGAAGUUUAACGUGCAUGCAAAAAAACUGCAGUUCCUCUAAUGGCCACUUGAGGCUAGCUCCAGAAGCAAGUUAAUCUCCAUCGACCUCCAUGUUAAAAGGCCCAACUUUACAGCAGAAAUAAACAUGUUUACAGCCUGGUAUGGAAACCGUUUUGGUCUACAUAAGUAGUUUCCUCCUUUAUGAUAACUGUACAGGGGUGAUUUUUUUUAUAUAACCCCCCAGUUUUCCAUUUUAUUAAGGCUUAAAAUUAUGCAUAAUUAAGGGCUGGCUGCUUUGAGAAAGAGGCUCUCUGCAGAUACAGUCUUUGGCAUCUCCACUCCUCCACAGCUACAGCCUCUCAUCCAAAUACGGUCACUUCUGGCUGCACAAAGUCAAGAUGGCAUCAUCCCAAAUGCCAAACUCAAGGCUUCAAAACAUGAGUCCACAAACCAAUGGGUGACGUCCAUCCAUUAUUUUAUACAAUCUAUUGCUCAGGCACACUCAGGGGUACUACUUGAGGGUGGAGGUGUUUUAUAUUGUCAUGUUUAAAUGAAAAGGCAUGUGUUUGUAAUGUACUGAGCAUAUGGCUGGAUAAUUGAGACUUGGACUAUACUGCACAAGUUAUGUGAUUUUCUGUUAACAGAUGUUUUGAUAUAGUUUUGCUGUUGUUAAACGCGGUCCCCAUUUACUUCAAUUCAUGAAGAAUGUUCACCAUUAUUGGAUCGUUCGCUCACUGUAGAGGCAUUAGAGAAAAACAGUUUUCUUCACGACUACAAGGUAACACACGGUGAGUAAUUGAUAUACAACUGGUCAUUUUGCAGGUUAACAGUUCUUUUAUUUUUCUUGAAUACAUCAGUUCAGCUUUUUUGUAUGAAGCAAUAAUUAUUGAUUUAUUAUUUGACAUGUUUUGUGUUUGUUUCAUUUCUCAACUAAGUUAUCAUUCAGUUAAUGGAUUGUGACAAAAAUGCCAGUAUACAGGCAGUUGUACUGUAUAUACUGUAUGCAUCUUGUAUUAUAUUUUUUAUUGUUUUUUACAGUGUAUAUUUAGUUUUUCUUUUCAGUCCUGAUCUCAAACAUUUGCUGCACAAUCAUUAUUAGUGUUUGUUUUUAGGUAUAAAUUGACACAAUUGCGACAAAGCUAAAUUAGCCUGUUUGUAUAUUUUAUAUAUUUAAGUAUACUACUCUCGCUGUUUAGGUUGUUGACAGUGAUUCUUAACUCAUGAGUGUUGAAUAGUUGGUGCACAGCAAUGUAACAAACUCAGCACUUGUUUAUGUUUAUAUUUCAUGACUCUGUCAAGAGCAGUUUGACUGAGAAUAAAGCAGUUUCUGUAACUGUUUUGCUUUAAAAAGAAAGAAAGAAAACAUUCAUACAAGCUGAAGAAUGAACUACUCACACUACACUACGUGUUGCCACUCACAGAUCAUACUUCCAAAAAUAAGACCUAUGACUGUUUACAAAAGGAUGAGGUUGCUGCCAUCUGGCUGUAAAUAGACUCAAAUGAACUGUCUUUGUGUUUAGGUAGAGUGACACACAUAAUGGAUACAUGCAAUGGAAAAUGAGAAGUGAGGACUUUAACCAGGAGAGGGCCUCACUGAGAAUAAAACUCUGGAUGAGACAACACUGAACAUAAGUUGGAUUUAUCCCAGAAAAUCUUACAGCACAACUCACCGAAGAUCUGUUAAACCUGAGAUGUGAUUUUAAACCAAAUUAGAAAGAUCCUUUUGAUUUGUUAUUCUUAAGUCUAGGUCAUAUUUUGCCCUCCAAAUUUAAAUGUUAGAUUGAGGUGGUGAAUGGUCUGUAUAUGAAUCAGACCAGGUUUGUAAAUUUGUUGAGGGAAAAAAAAAA